AUGUUUGAUACUCAAUCUCAUAAUCAACCCUCAUCAUCUUCCUUAACCAUAAAUCCUCCUUCUCCUCCUCUUAGAGAAGUUCUUCCUCUCAUUAAUAAAUUAAGUCUCAUAAAUCAUAAUCAUCAACAACAACAAAAUGAACCCUCAAACACAACAAUAGAACAAGAAGAAUACAAAAGAGUAUUGGAAAGGCAUGGUGAUGAUGAUGUUGGUGAUGAAAGUGUUACUCUUUCCCUACAAAUAGGGCUUCCUAGAAUGAAUAGUAGUUUUUCUUCUGAUUUUGGAUCAAAGAUGGUCUCAAAUUGUAUAGAAAUUGUUGAAAAAGAAGAAACUAAUAUGAUUUCUGAAAACCUUUUAGAUAAAUUGAACAAGGGUCAGUAUUGGAUUCGAACACCUUCUCAAAUUCUAAUUGGUGCUACACAGUUCUCAUGCCCUGUGUGUUAG
Trifolium pratense (red clover) is the source of this 444-nucleotide messenger RNA. Its product is annotated as zinc finger protein WIP2-like. Gene Ontology annotation, cellular component: nucleus. NCBI's taxonomy places the organism in Eukaryota, Viridiplantae, Streptophyta, Magnoliopsida, Fabales, Fabaceae. The transcript has a single exon. The coding region runs from base 1 to 444 and encodes 147 amino acids. The record is from RefSeq and is a predicted model, not a curated record. Gene Ontology annotation, molecular function: DNA-binding transcription factor activity. Gene Ontology annotation, biological process: anatomical structure development; regulation of gene expression.